Molecule: messenger RNA, 1376 nt
Organism: Heterotrigona itama
Lineage: Eukaryota; Metazoa; Arthropoda; Insecta; Hymenoptera; Apidae
Source: the annotation of a GenBank genome assembly
GUCUGGAGAAGUUAAUAACAAAUCCAUCAAAAAGGUACGAAUGUAUGAGAAUGAAUUCUCGAUUUGUUACACGUUCCUGCUCGUUCAACAUUAAAUUCCUAAUAAUCCCGAACGCUCGAGAAGUUAAUAACUCGCCGAGCAGGUCGAAGAUCCAAGAAUUCCGAUGGAACAAAUCGAUAAAGUCAAACGGUCGUCCGAUGUUACAGGUGACCGACACGAACGACAAUGCACCGACGUUCCAGAGCACCGCGUACUCGUUCGACGUUCCGGAGAACAUGCCAAGAGGAAGUCGAAUAGGUCAGGUCGUCGCCACGGACGCAGACGCCGACGGACCUAACAGUCAACUGAGCUAUACCCUGAUUUCCGAUUGGGCCAAUGACGUCUUUUCUCUGAAUCCUAGCACCGGCGUGUUCACGCUGACGGCCAGCCUUGACUACGAACAGGUUCGUAUGUAUAUGUAUAUAUGUACGACCGGGACACGUCGAUCCUCUAGGAACGGCAUUUAGAAAGCGUGUAAAAUGAUUUUGGAAGACCGUUCGCACGCGAUCGGUCGCUUUCACGUUCGAACCUUCAACAUUUGUCGGACGCGUCUAUUAUUCGUAAAUCACCGAUGAUGCCUUUUCGUUUCGAUUCUGUACGCGAUUUCGAUUAACCUUGUUCAAUUAACGACAGACGAACGAGACUCUCUUUCAGGUCAUUAAGUUUAGUAUCGCAGCUCACAAUUCUCAACGAUCGACACCUUUCAUAAAGUCUUAGAUUUCUUGUAUUUCUAUCUUUUGUAAUAGCCAAACGAUUUACAACUGUUUAUGUAAAAUAAGAUUUUUAAAUUUAACGAACUAAAGAAAAUGUGAUUUGUACAAUUGAAUAUAUAGACUUGAUUAUUUAACUGGUGAUGGUAAGUUAAUUCAUCAGUGAAAAACUGAACAAUUUUUAAAGGCAAAGUAAAGUUAAGUGUGACUAGAAGUAUAAUAUAAAUAAAUGUUUAGAAUCGUAAGUUUUAAUUAAAUAACCCAGGAUUGUACUUGAGAGUUGAAAAUUUCUUUCUAGGAAAAUUUGGAAAAUAUUGUUUCCUUUUUUUUUUUAUCGAAAAAAAGUAUUUUAUGUGCCAAUAGGAAUAUUGUAGUAUGCAGUACAUUCUUUCUUCAGUAUUUCUCUUUAUAAAUAAUUACCAAUAGUAUAAAAAAAUAAUCAUCAUUGGUAAGUUUAACGUCAUCCACGUAGAGAAAAUUGUAAGUGUCAAUCCACGUAGAGAAAAUUGUAAGUGUCAAUUGAAGAGCAUUUAUAAUAUUUUUUAUAAGUAUCAAAUUUUUCAGUCCAAAAUUAAUGUAUUUAUAUAUUUUUAAUAAUAACAGUAUUUACUUAAGAAUAAAAUAGAA